Volvox carteri f. nagariensis is the source of this 1179-nucleotide messenger RNA. It is a transcript of the gene cdkg1, whose product is annotated as cyclin dependent kinase. Bases 1 to 1179 code for a protein of 392 amino acids. Gene Ontology annotation, molecular function: cyclin binding; ATP binding; cyclin-dependent protein serine/threonine kinase activity. Gene Ontology annotation, biological process: protein phosphorylation; regulation of gene expression; signal transduction. The transcript is spliced from 8 exons. Gene Ontology annotation, cellular component: cytoplasm; cyclin-dependent protein kinase holoenzyme complex; nucleus. The record is from RefSeq and is a predicted model, not a curated record. NCBI's taxonomy places the organism in Eukaryota, Viridiplantae, Chlorophyta, Chlorophyceae, Chlamydomonadales, Volvocaceae.
AUGGCCGGAGGACAUAUGCACGCCCCAGCUGCGAACGGCAAUAUUCUUAACCCAGGCGCGACACAAUACCCGCCCAUAACGCAUCUUCUAUGGCAUCUUUCGCAUUUUAAAGCACUAGCUGCCGAGAGGGAGCUGGCGAACGUGGCAAUAGCUCCUCUUGUGCGCCAGCUGCCGUUUGACCAGGCAAGUAACGGUGAGUUGGUGUCCCUACUGGAGAAGUUUGGCUGGCACCCAAUACACGACUUCACCACUACCCUAGACCUGGCGGGUCUGAAGGGCGCACUGCAAAAGUACAAGUACAUUAAGAUGGGGCCGCUGGGCAGCGGCUCAUACGGCGUCGUUUAUAAGGCCCAGAACCGUGAAACGCAGGAACUGUUGGCCAUCAAAAGGGUACGUUUUUCAAUCGCGGAACACGGGUUGUCGGACUCCACCAUCCGGGAAAUCAGCACAUUGCGGGAGCUGCGGCAUGACAACAUUGUCAAGCUGAAGGACAUUAUCGCAACCGCGAAUGGCCAGCAUGUACACUUGGUGCUGGAGUUCCUUGACUGUGACCUGCGGCAGUACCUGGACACCCACCCUGAGGCCUCGGAGAUUGGGAGGAUCAAGUCGGUGGUGUUGCAGAUCCUUCGCGGCAUACGUCAUGCCCACAUGAACAGCAUCAUGCACCGGGACCUCAAGCCGCAGAAUGUGCUGAUUGGAGUGGCCAAGGGUCAGGUCAAGCUCACGGAUUUCGGGCUGGCGAGGUGCUUCCUGCCCAAUUCGGACCGGGCGUAUACGGAGAGGGUGGUUACGCUGUACUACCGGGCUCCGGAGCUGCUUUUGGGUUCCCCCUGCUACACUAGCGCGGUCGACUUGUGGAGCGUGGGCUGCAUCAUGGCGGAGAUGAUCAACUUCGAGCCGCUGUUCAAGGCGGACACGGAGAUUGGUCUCCUUUUCCGCAUCUUUGAGAAGCUGGGCACACCCAACCUGGAGGUGUGGAAGGACCUCCGGGGCUUGACGCACUUCUCCGACGAUUUUCCGAACUUCCCGCCUAAGCCCAUGCGCCAGCUGGUUCCCCGGCUGGCUGGCGAUCCCGCCGGUUUGGAUCUGCUGUCGCGUCUGCUCACGUACGACCCCAGCCGGCGCAUCACUGCACGCCAGGCACUAGAGCACCCCUGGUUCCAAGGGGUGGUGGUUUAG